CAUGUAUACAUUUAUCUACAACUUUGACAAUUGGUUUAGUAUCACAAUUAGCUUUGGAUUCGGUUCAGUUUUAAAUUUAAGAGUAAAAUAGAAAGAAAGGAGGAAGCAACAACAUACGAAGGGACAACAAAGACAACUUCUCUCGUCUUAAAUUUGCUUUUCUCUUUUCUUAACAUCUCUGUAUGCACACAUUCACGUAAUAAUAUUCACAAGUUUCUCUUUCUCUCUUUCUCUCUCUCUAGAAUAUCUUUAUUACUAUAGUUUCGUGUUGUGUGUGAUUCGUACCUCUUUGCUAACAUAGCUAUUAAAUUCUGUCUUUGGAAACUGCUCUUUUGAUUGACUUUUUUUUUCUUUAAAUCAGUUUCCAAUUUAUUUUCUUCCUUUUUGUUGUUGUCAAAUUUUUAAAUUUUGAAUAUACUAUCAUUAUAUAUUGCCUGGUUAAAUGUGAAUUUACCUAUAUUACUAUUCUCUCUUCCUAAUAAUCUCCAGAUUCUAUUCCCAUUUGAUUUUUGUGUGCUUCGCUUCGCUUUCCUCAUUCUCAUCAUCUGCAGAAAAAAAAGUGGUUUGUUUUCUCUCUUUUAACCUUUUGCCCUCUUUUCUCCGCAAUCGGUUUCUUCUUUGAAUGUGUUUGUGGAAGAAUCAAACCUGAAGCGUUUUCUUUUUCUCUCACCAAACCUUUUCAGAUCGAUUUCUUUUCUCUAUCUCUGUUUUGAUUUUAUUAUUUUUCUGGGUUUGUGGGUUUCACCUCAAGCUUGAUCGAAAUUGGUGAAAUCUGUUUGGUGGGUCUGUGUGUGUGUGUUUUGUUCAUCCUAAAAGCUUGAUUUUUUCUGGUUUUGGAGGAAUAAAGUUAGUUUUUUUGCAAUGGGUUUUUAGGCUGGAUCUCUGUCUUUAGGAACCUGUUUUAAGUGUUUGUUUUCGACAGAAGUUUCCAGCAUCAGCUACAUUGCAGAAGGUGGUGAGGAUCUCUUGAACUCUUAAAGUGUCAAACUUUGGUUUAAAGCAAGGAUGCAAGGAGAGAGAGCAAGUCUCGGUUCUUUAUCAGAGACCUUGAACUUUGAGCAUGGCUCGACAUCUAUUAAUGCUGCUGUGAUGGAUCAGCAGAUUCGUUGGGAGAAUAUUCACAAUCUUGGUGAUAAUCAAUUGCAUGAUUACAUGAUUCCACCUCCUGCUACAACAACAACUACUUUCCCAAUCUCGGUAUCUCAUGAGCAACGGGACUUACACAGGUUUAGCCUCGGUGAGGCUAGCUCUAGUGGUGUGCAAUGGAUGCAAAUGGGACGUUUUGAGGAACGGAGAAACGACAAGCCUGAGCUGAACCCUUCUUUGUUUAUGCAACGGCCUAGUGGAAACCGCGUUGUUCGAAAUGUCAAUCUGAAUGCAGAGUAUAAUGAGCAUCUUGUGGAUAUGAAUCAGGUCACAGGUCCUCCCGGUGUUUUUCAGGUUAAUGGACCAGAGAACAGUGUUAGAGCCGGUUCAUCUGUAGAUGGACGCCGUGUAUCCGUUAAAAGAAAGGCUAUUGACGCCGGCAUUGGUCAGCCGUCUUCAAGCGGAGGAGGUUUCCGUGAGUUUCACAGCGGUGAGGGCAGUGCUUGGGUCUCGGCUCCUCCGUUUUAUAGUCCACCAAGUAAUGAUUUGAACAUAUCUCUUGACCAUGGUCCUAGAGGAUUGGUCUCUCAGAGCAGAUCUCCUGCUUCUUCCAUCACAGGGAACUUCUCUGUCAGGGUUAAUCCCAAUGCUCAGCAAGAAACUGUAAGCCCGGCUGCCUUUUCUCCUGGAAGUGGUAUCAGGCGACAGGUUGCUCCAGCGUCGAGAUUACCAAGACCAGAUCAACAACCGAUCGACACGAGAGACCAACAUUUUGCUCCUCAGAAUCCGAAUGCUUCUGCUAUUCCUAUGCCUCAUGUUACAAGAACCAUGAUGCCGCCAUUUCAGUGGAGUGUGCCGCCAGUAGCAGCAGGCGGAUCAUCAUCGAGCUCUGCUCCUACCAUUAACAGAAACGUCGUCCCUCGAGUUGAAACCAGACAAAGAAGCAACAUUCCAGAGAGUCCCUUGUUUGGUCCACCUCCUGAAAUGAUGAAUCUUUCCCACAGUCAUGUUGCUGCAUCGUCUUCAUCCAGGACAAGCGUUCAGCCAUCACCUCCGGUGGCUGCAGCAUUGAAUCCUCACCAGGGUUACUCGCCAGCUAGUCAAAGAAGGUUAUCAUCUGCACGGUCGUUGCUUACUUCCCUUGCUUCAAACCAUAGAGCUGCACGUUCCUUCUCUGUCCGUCCUGUCUCUCAGGAUCAGCAAAUGCUUCAGCCUGAUGGUGAUAACACCUUCCAGGCUCAGAACCGGGCUUACUCGAGAGCCAGUUCAAGACAAGUACCAACUGCAGUUGGCAUUCCUCAUUCUUUGCGUGGCUUGGCGUCCACAAGCCGAGGAAGAAGCAGACCUGCCUCAUCCGAGAUCCGUAAUGUCUUAGAUCACAUGCGUAGGACAGGGAACUUGCGUAUGGAGGAUGUUAUGCUUCUCACUCAGAUGGGGCUAGGUGGAGCUGAUAUUCAUGACCGGUAUAGAGGCAUGCGCCUUGAUGUUGACAACAUGACAUAUGAGGAGUUGUUGUCUCUAGAAGAGAGGAUCGGAGAUGUUUGUACUGGUCUAAGUGAUGAAACCAUAUCAAGCCGAUUGAAGCAAAGAAAAUACAAUAGUGGCACCAAAGCUCCACAAGAAGUAGAGCCAUGCUGUAUUUGUCAGGAGGAAUACAAUGAAGGAGAGGAAGUGGGAAAGCUCGAUUGUGGGCACGAGUUCCAUUGCCAAUGCAUCAAAGAAUGGCUGAAGGUGAAGAAUCUUUGCCCAAUCUGCAAAACAACAGGAUUAAACACUGCAGAGAAGCCAAUAAGAUGAAUGAUAGAAAGACCUUAAUCUGUUUGAGGUUUUUCUCACUAUUGCAGCCUCAUCAAAACACCAUGGGCAAGAUUGGGUCUUAAGCCUUUUUAUGCAUUUGGUGUUCUGAGUAUGAGGUUUGAUGAUUUGGGAGGUUGCCAAAAGAUAGGGAUGAAGGGGAAGUAACUGAGGGAGCUAGGAAGGAAAUGAGGGUGAAUCUAAUGAAAAACUUGGGUUCUUUCUUGAAUUUGUUUGGAUAAUUUAAUUUUUACCAAUUAGACUUUGUUUUUCCUUAUAUUACUCAGUAAAACUGUAAAAGAACUAAGAAAGUUUGUCAGCCAAUUUGGCAAAUUUAUAGAUUUUAUGGAUGAUUGAUUUUGUAAUAUAGCAUUAUUGUAUCGUAAGUUGAUCUAUCAACAUAGCAAAUUGAUAUGCA
Molecule: messenger RNA, 3298 nt
Organism: Thlaspi arvense
Lineage: Eukaryota; Viridiplantae; Streptophyta; Magnoliopsida; Brassicales; Brassicaceae
Source: the annotation of a GenBank genome assembly